AUGUCAUUGAUUUCCCGGAGAAUUUUUCGCCUUCAUUUCUAUAUCCAUACAGCAAUGUUGCUGUUAGCCGUGAGCAUCUUCCUGCCUGGCGCUUUGGCUCUAGCCGUCUUCGUCCUCAUUUGGUGUCUGUGUAUCCGACCUACGCUGCAUUAUCAGCAGUUGUACGGUAGGGGGCCACUGUUGAAGCUGGAUGGGGCGCCAGAGAGGACGGAUCCCUCUGCUCCCGUUUAUGAACCUUGGAACAGUGAUCUUUUGAUGGAAGGAAUGCAGGACCAGCAGACUGUUGGUGUUCUACGGCCGUCUCACGUCUUCCGUUCAAACCAACUGAACAUGCCGUCCUCCGUAGUGGAGGGACAACCGAUUUACGGAACCUUCGAGGUCCGUUCGCCGAGCAUGGCUGACUCAGAUGAUCAAGUUUGGGGCUUGCACUCACAUUGGCUCGCCCCGGUGUUGCGCCAUUUCCGUUGUUCGCGGUCCUAUCCUGAUGGAUCCGCAAGGCUGUUCAGCUUGAAACCUCGUCGUAUCGCUCGUCUUCCACCAGUGCUACCGGCUAGCUUUCUUUUCGUGGCUUGUUUUUCUCUCAUGUUCGAGCAAUCCUGGUCUUUGAACUCCUCGCUGGCUUCCUACCUGUCGUUUGUGAUUUUUAUGAACUUGUUGACCGCAGGAGUGCUGUGCAUUUUCAAAAACUUGGCUUUUGGCAUAUCCACCGCAUUUGUCGGCGUUUACCUCAGCCUUGGAUGCUUCUGCUUGUUCCUCAUUCCCAACGCUGUGCUCCCUCACAUAUUGAUUGAACACUUUCUACGACUCGCUUGGAUCGAGCAGCGUUUGGCCACUGUGCGAAUCGACUUCUGUGGAGUAUACGAUAUUCUAAUCUUCGUAGCCUGGACUGUUGGAACAGUGUUAUUUGGCCUUCUCACUCUGGGUCUUGUACGCUUGCAAGACGCUCGUGAACUCGCCGAGGCCCAACAUAGUCGCCCCGAUUUUCAACUGUCUGACCCCAAAGAGUCUCGCCCGCCUCCUGCAGUCCCACCAGAUACGGAGGUUGUCGCAUUAUCACAUGAUUUAUUAAGUCUGCCCAACCGAUUCACUGUGCCCACAAAAACAGCGCUUGUUGAAGGGGGACCCGAAUCAGACUUGGCACAUGACUCUUUAGCACGAACCGGCUGUGGUGGAAUUGAGAAUUGUGCGUUCAGCGAUUUGGAGUCUUUUCCGUCCAGUUCUCAUCUCCUCUCAGAACGUUCACAUCUGUUGCCUCGCCUUCCACACGCGACAUCGUAUGGAGGAUUAGUCGACACGCGAAGAGCUCCGCUCAUGCCACUAAGCCGUGUUCAACUUGCUGCUUCAAGGUCGGGGGCGGUCGUACCCUCCCCCAGCUCCAUCCUUCGUCCGACCGAAGUUCCAUCACACGCCUUUCCUGUCGUCCAGCAUCACAUUACGGGCAAUACAGGUUUGGGAGACCGGGAUUGGAUGCUCGGUUGACUUCGACGAGUUGAACACCUUCAGGAUUCCGUCGGCCAACUUCCGCUAUAUCUCCGUCUAUCGAUUUCUAUUUUAUACUUUUGAAUCAUUUGAUUUUAUUAUCUGCUUCCCAUGUGAUUUGAACUUUACGCGAGAACUUCUGUACUUCUUGAGGUUUAUACAUCCAUCUGCUUUUAGCUA
Messenger RNA from Dicrocoelium dendriticum, 1659 nucleotides. The record is from the annotation of a GenBank genome assembly. Lineage: Eukaryota; Metazoa; Platyhelminthes; Trematoda; Plagiorchiida; Dicrocoeliidae.